This is a messenger RNA of Strongyloides ratti, 222 nucleotides long. RefSeq lists its product as hypothetical. The transcript has a single exon. The record is from RefSeq and is a predicted model, not a curated record. The coding region runs from base 1 to 222 and encodes 73 amino acids. Lineage: Eukaryota; Metazoa; Nematoda; Chromadorea; Rhabditida; Strongyloididae.
AUGAUAUUUAAUUUUAUUAGAGCAUUCUUAAAUCAAGAAAAAGUUAUUAAAGAAUUAUCUAAUUCUUACCCAAUAAGAAUGACUGCAAGAUUAAUUGUACGUGCUGGUUUCAAAGCAAAAGAUGCGGUGAAUAAUUCUGAAGUUGGAAAAGAUAUCAUUCGACGAAAGGAUGUAUUUUUUGAUACUUUUAAAGAAGAGUUUAAAAAAAAUAUGAAAAAUUAA